Penicilliopsis zonata CBS 506.65 is the source of this 1280-nucleotide messenger RNA. RefSeq lists its product as hypothetical. The coding region runs from base 43 to 1110 and encodes 355 amino acids. Gene Ontology annotation, cellular component: ribosome; cytosolic large ribosomal subunit. Gene Ontology annotation, molecular function: RNA binding; structural constituent of ribosome. Lineage: Eukaryota; Fungi; Ascomycota; Eurotiomycetes; Eurotiales; Aspergillaceae. The record is from RefSeq and is a predicted model, not a curated record. The transcript has 3 exons. Gene Ontology annotation, biological process: translation.
UGACGAACCCUCCCAACGCAAUUUUCCGCCGCAUAUUCAGAGAUGGCGACCCACGAGCCGUCGAGGUAUCUGGCACGGGCGCUGCCCAGAGCCUUUGCGCCUUCUGUGCGUCCCCAGUCGUCGUGUUGGCGGCGCAAUGCCUCCAGCCAAGCGUCUUCGGGCCAGUCGUCAGACCCUUUCAGCGAGCUUGAAGCCGGUUCUUCGUUGGGUGCAACAGUCCCGGAAGACGUUGUCAAAUCAUUUGAUCCGGUCAAGAAGGCAAGGUCAAGAAAGGUUCAGCUGCCACGGAGUCGAUACCAAUUUCGUUCUCCCAAAUACGACCGCGGUCCUCUGCAUCCUCACCGGCCUCCGCCGCCAUCGAACCCUGCCUCGCGUCUUUUCGUUCCCGGCCCUUUCUCUCUGCCGCGAGUUGAGCAGACGUGGAAGACCACCAUUGCGUCGGAUAUCAUGACUCUGUGCUAUGUGCACAACCCUCCGGGAUUCAUACCACCAACCAAAGCCCCUCGCCUGCGCGAAUGGGACGACAGCUCUCCCUACCACCGCAACCGACAGCUACGAGGACCUCGCGGUGGUGAUGUGCUGCGGCUGCUCCGCAAGCCGAUCACGUUCAACAAUAUCCCCGAAAUCGAGCGGAUCACCAUCCACAGCUACGUGAAGCAAGCCGCCCAAGAGAGUUCUGCAUGGCUCCACGUCUCGGGAAUGGCCGUGCAAGCCAUUUCCAAUGCUCGCGUUGAGACGUUCAAGUCGAAGGCCAGCGUGGCGAGCUGGUCGCUCGUGCCUGGAAAAAACACGGUGGCUGUCAAAGCUGAGCUCUAUGGCGAGAACAUGCUCCAUUUCAUGGGCAAGCUGAUCGAUGUGGUUUUGCCGCGCAUCAAGGACUGGCAAGGUGUCAAGGGCACCAGCGGAGACAGCAGUGGGAACAUCACCUUCGGUCUGGAGCCGGAGCACGUGGCCCUCUUCCCUGAGAUCGAAGUCAACUACGAUAUGUAUCCCCCCAAGAUGAUCCCCGGUUGUCACAUCACCAUCCACACCUCUGCGCGCACCGACAAGGAUGCCCGUCUUCUCCUCAGCGCUCUUGGAAUGCCUUUCCAUGGAAAGCUCGUGGACUAGACUUGAGAUUGUUUGGAAGAACUAAUUAUUGUUCAACUUCUGGGUAUAUGGCUUUCUGUCCGCUGUAUACUAGUGUUGUCCUUCCUUGCCAUCGUUGUAUUAUAGGUAUUAACAUUAUACGGUUCGGUUCCGGUAUCAUUUAAACAUAAAAUUCAUCCUCUACACCUUCC